Rhododendron vialii is the source of this 2666-nucleotide messenger RNA. RefSeq names its product chaperone protein dnaJ 1, mitochondrial. Gene Ontology annotation, cellular component: cytoplasm. The record is from RefSeq and is a predicted model, not a curated record. Gene Ontology annotation, molecular function: ATP binding; heat shock protein binding. NCBI's taxonomy places the organism in Eukaryota, Viridiplantae, Streptophyta, Magnoliopsida, Ericales, Ericaceae. Gene Ontology annotation, biological process: protein refolding; response to heat. The transcript is spliced from 19 exons. Bases 269 to 1699 code for a protein of 476 amino acids.
CGCCUCUAAUUUACUAUUUUUUCACCUCUUAUUUUCCUCGUUCCAGAGAAUCUAGACUAGUCCCCGCUGCACGCAACGGUUACAUAAAACCCUACACCGAAUAGACAAACAGUAAACUGGGUUUAUCCCCCGCCAUAGCCCGUAACUCUCCCACCGAUGAAUCGAUACAACGUCGCACUUCAAUCUCCCGAUCUUUCACCGCCGUGUCGCCGCCUCCAGUGCCUGCAGCCCUAACUCAGCCGCGUAUUCGUUGGCUUUAUCGCUUCACAUGCGCGGAUUCAAUUCCUUGGGGUUUUCCCCCAACUCUCUGUUGCGUAAUUUCCUGAUUCGCCGGCAUUUUCAGGCGCCGGUAAGUGUAAAAUCGGCGUUUGAUCGACAAGUCCCGAGCGGAACCUACUCGAGUUGCUCGACAUUUCCACGAGCAUUGCUUCACCAAGUCCCGGGCGGAACCAACUCGAGUUACUCGACGUUUCGACGAGCAUUGCUUCACCGUGGCGACUUCUACAAUUGCAGUUAUGAUGAAAAGCAUGCUGAAUUACCAACCAUAAGAAUGCUGGAAAUGAAGCGUUUUAUUCAUGCCACAGGAUGUUGUUACUCCCCAAAACGUGAUUAUUAUGAAAUCCUUGGUGUUUCUAAAGAUGCAAGUCGAGAUGAGAUUAAGAAGGCUUUUCAUGCACUUGCUAAGAAGUACCACCCAGAUGCAAAUAAGAACAGUCCUUCUGCCAAGAGGAAGUUUCAAGAGAUAAGAGAUGCUUAUGAGACACUGCAAGAUGCCGACAUGAGAGCACAAUAUGACAGGGAGCGCUAUAGGAGUUCACAGGAUGUAAAGUACACUGCUAAUGAUGCAGAAGGGUUUCGAUAUGCUUCUAGUCCUCAAUUCUCUGGUUCAUUCCACAAAAUUUUCUCUGAGAUCUUCGAAAAUGAGGCGGAGAAUUUUGCAAGUGACAUUCAGGUGGAGCUAUCACUCUCAUUUUCUGAAGCUGCUAAGGGAUGCACCAAGCACCUGUCAUUUGAUGCAAGUGUUCCUUGUGAUUCUUGUGAUGGACUUGGUUACCCACUAAACGCCAAGGCCAGAAUUUGUCCGGCUUGUGAUGGCAUUGGUAAAGUUACCAUUCCUCCCUUCACCGCAACAUGCAGUACCUGUAAAGGAUCGGGACGGAUUAUUAAGGAAUACUGUAGGUCAUGCCGAGGAUCAGGGGUUGCUGAAGGAGUCAAGGAGGUUAAAGCUACAAUACCGGCAGGUGUGGAAACUGGGGAUACAAUCCGUGUUCCAAAAGCUGGUAAUGCCGGAAGACGAGGAACUCAACCUGGGAGCCUGCACAUAAAACUGAAGGUGGCUGAAGAUCCCAUUUUUGCUAGGGAUGGUGCAGAUGUUUAUGUCGAAUCUAACAUUACCUUUACACAAGCUAUUAUGGGUGGUAAGGUGGUGGUACCAUCAUUGUCCGGCAAAGAGGAAGUGAAGAUACCAAAGGGGGUUCAGCAUGGACAGCUUAUGAAGCUUAGGGGCAAAGGGUUGCCCAGACAUGGCUUUCUUGUAGAUCAUGGGGAUCAAUAUGUUCGUUUCCGCAUUAACUUUCCUACCGUGGUAAAUGAACGUCAACGUACUAUAUUAGAAGAGUUUGCAAAGGAGGAAAUUAAUCAUGAAAAUAGCGCAUCAAGUGAGGGACAUUGGCUUUAUCAGCAGCUGUCUACUGCUUGAACUUACAGGUGGCAGCAUAUUCUUGACCGUGUGAUGGGUCCAAAGUUUAUUGUCGAAUGCUCUUUGUUCGUAUUGAUCCUUCUGCUGCUCAACAAAAUCACGCGAUGAAAAACGUUUCCUGGGCACUUUUGAUGUUAAAUCUGCACCUGCCAUUAUGCUGGAAUCCUCAGCACAGGUUUCUUUUACAUCGAUGCAUUGACAUUGCUUUUCUGCAAAGAGACGAUUCUUCCAGACAUUGAAGGUACAAAAUUCAUACAUAUCUUGUCAUGCUUUCUCCCCAUUCAUUAGGACCGAUUUAAUACAAACUCAGAGUCUGUCCUACUUUUGUUUAGAGCAUAUAGUUUCUUACACGUGCAACAUAUAUCACAUGUACACAAAUGAUAUUUUUAUGGUAAAUAAAAUAAAAUUUCCUGACAUUCCAACUUGGAUGUCUGCUCUUUUAACAUGAUGGACUCAGUCCCUAUUUCAUUUUGUUGUUUUUCAAAAAUAUUGUGAAUUUUCUCCCCAACCUUAAAACUACACCAGUAUGGUUAAUACGGUCAAUGAUAACAAUUUGGUAUUCGAAGAAAUGUUUUCUAAAACAAGAUGUAAGGCUAUUCAGGCGAAGGAUGCUUUAUGAGACAUCAUUGGGCUACAAGAAAACAGUUUUUAAGAGGGUGAGUAUAGUUGAGAUGGAUGAGGGUUCAGUCCAAGAAGCAAACAACUAAUAGUGAAAACAUUGUGAAGUGGUGAGAGUAGGAUGAAUUGAAGACAAGUUGAGAGUGAACAUAGUAUGAUGGUUUUGUUAAUGUACAACACAGAUCGGUAGAUGCACUCCCAAUCAGCAACAGUAACCAAUUUCCCUGUAGCCUCGCCUCACGUAGAGCGUGCCAUUCACAAGACGAAUCGCUGUGUCUGGACAUCUGAGCACGAGUUUCCGGGUUCCAUAUAGUCAUCUUAGGUGUUAUCAAAAGACGAAGAAAAUAGA